This is a messenger RNA of Meloidogyne enterolobii, 671 nucleotides long. The record is from the annotation of a GenBank genome assembly. Lineage: Eukaryota; Metazoa; Nematoda; Chromadorea; Rhabditida; Meloidogynidae.
GGGGUUCAAGAAUUUUUUUAUUUUACAAUGUUUCAGUUAUUAAGGUUUAAGAAAAUCGAAGCUUGUCUUUUAACGUUCCCAAUAUAUUUUAUUUCUUUAAGGGAGGGCGCCGUAACUCCAAAAUACCGAAAUACCAGCCUUUCCGAAAAAAACCGUCAAAAUGCCAGACUUGUGGAAAACAUUUUUUUUCGACAAGUUUGGCGUUUCGCUUAAGUCUUCUUUUUGGUAGUAUUUUUUUGAAAAAAAUUUUUUUGAAUACUGGCUGAUAUUUCUCCGUUUUUAGGUAUUACGGCAUUCUACCUUUCUUUUACAUAUUUUGUUUUUGUAUUAAUAUUCAUUCCGUAUUUAAAAAAAAUUUCACAAAUAAAUUGGAUAAAAAAUUGGAUAUGUUCUUUUAAAUUUUUAGUUAAUUUUUAAUUAAAAAAAGACCAUAUAUUUGAGCAUUAUAAAUAUUAAAAUAAUUUUUCUAGAAAAUUUUAGACCAAUUUGAACAGCUCCAUUUUUGGACGACGUUGUGGUUCUUAAACGGCGCUUCCAAGUUUUGUCGUAAAGGUUGGGCAGCAAAGAUGAUUGGAAUGAUUUUGCUCCAGUUGAUGAACGCUCAAAAAUAGCGUAGUUUCCGUCGCUUUUUGAAAAGCUAGUGGAAGAGCCCUACCCAAAUGUCCUCUCUC